GCGCAAACAUCGAUAAAGAGGCGAGGAGGACUAGAAACAAAGCCACCUGCCGGCGGAGGGAGGAGCUAGCGAUGGCGGAGCUCGCAUCGGGCGCGGUGAGCUCGCUACUUGGCGUCAUCCGCAAUGAGGCGCUGCUGCUGGGCCGUGUCCGGCACGACGUGCAGUUCAUCCGUGAGGAGAUGGAGAGCAUGCAGAGCUUCUUGACGCAUUUGUCAAAGAAGGCGCCUGCCCGCGGCGAGCACGACGAGCAGAUCCGCACGUGGAUGAACCAGGUCCGGCUGCUUGCCCAGGACAGCAACAACUGCAUCGAUAUGUACCUGUACCGCGGCAACCCCGACCUUCAUCUCGCCAGGGGCGGCAUCCAGCGCUACGUCGCGUGGCUGCCCUGGUUCGUGCACAAGAUGAUCGCGCAGCACCGGGCGGCCACCCAGCUGCGGACACUCAGGGAACGGGCCCGUGACAUCGGUGAACGGCGAUUGAGAUACGGUGUUGAAGUCCCAGCGAAAGGGGCGGGAGCAGAGCAGUCGCCUGGAGGGGCUGGGCUCACGCCAGCAGCGGCAUCAUCGUCAUCAUUGCAUGUGGCCACAUGGUCAGCUGCUUCCGGAGAUGAAGAAGAAGACAGUGGCGAACAACUCAUGGUGGCAACGGCAGCGGCUGAUCAUUCUGCUUUGAGAGGAGCAUUUUUCGAGCCUCGUAGGCCAGAGGACAACGUUAGGCUUAACCUAUCUCAAUGGAUAAAGAAUGUUGAGCAACGAAACACUAAUACGGUGAAACCAAUACCAUCCAUCGGCAUUGUGGCACCGGAUGAGCAAGAAACCAGUGCUAUUGCAGCUGAAGCAACGGUUUUAUGGGGAAAACAUCACGUCUUGGUUGACAUCCCAGCAGUGCACUUCUUCCAUAAUUCGCUAAGAGCCCGGGACAUUGUCUACUACAUCCUACGGGAGCUGCAGUCUGCCGAACUCCAACCGCAACAACAGAAAGGUCAAGUCGUGGGAGAGAAGAAACUGGAUACUGAAGAAAUAAAAAGUGCCAUUAGAUCAGAAAAACAGAAGCUGUUUACUGAAAUCACCAAAAAUAUCAAAGGAAUGAGGAUUUUGGAGAAGAUUUCAAAAAUCAAGAAAACUAUUGAACAAAUGAAAGAAGGCCAGCUGCAGCUCAACCAAAUGAAUGAAGACCAGCAGGGCAUGCUGGACUCUGUUAAAGAUGAACCCUUAGGGGUACUCCUCCGAGCUUUGUGGCAGCUCAAGCCCAAGCAAAAUGAUGGUGCGCCUGCUACCAAACAAAGCCAUGAAAAGAAGGAAGCCACAUGUUCAGAAAAGAAGGAAGCCACACGUUCACAGAGAAAGAAGGCAACAUAUUCACAUGAUGAUAUCAUUAAUGAAACAGCCAAGAAGCUUAAAGAACAUAUGGAAGAAGAUGCAGAUGAAAAACCUAAGCCUAAAGAGCACAUGCAAGAAGUUGAAAAAUUGAAGCCUAAAGAGCAAAUGGAAGAAGAUGAAAAACUGAAGCCUAAAGAGCACAUGGAAGAUCAAGCAUCCCUGAAGCCGAUUCGUCUUGAGGAAGGGCAUUAUGCACACAUCCUAUGGGAGGUGUUCCCUCCAGUGAUCCGGGAGCAAGACUCCAAGCAAGCCACCGCAACUGGCACUAGUAUUAUGACUGAGGAGCCAUUCAAAGAAAUAAUCCGCAAAAUUAUGCAGGAGGUGCAGGAAGACAACUCCAUCGGCAAACUAGAUAUAUCUGAUGGCAAACCAAGCCAGGAUUGUAUCCCCGAUUUUCUUAUUGAAGAAUCCAUACAAAAGAUUGAAGAAAUCCAUUGGAAGAUAGAACAAGAGCUCCUGCUUAUCAAAGGGAUCAUGGAUAGAUUCAGUAACUUUUUGGAGAGAUACCAUCAGAUCCUGGUUAUACUCAAACUAGAUAAUGACUGGGUAUCCGGAUGGGAGGAGACAAAAAAUGCUUUCAGCAUGCUUGGUUGCAUAGCCGGUGCACUGAUGUUGACCUUCGAAGAAAACAGAAAUGAAGCCAAAGAAUAUUGUUGCCCGCCUCAGGAGCCUAUAGACUAUUCUCUUAUUUGCCUCUACCGUGAUACUGCACUCGAGCUUACAAAGCAACACAUGCAACAAGAUAGCACCCAAAUUCUUCUUGGCAUCUUGGACAAGUGUAAGCAAAAUGAAUUCUGCAUGAAGAUCUUCAUCCAUGCUUUGAACGCCAACCCCAAAAGGAGCAAGGAAGAGCUAAGCAAGUUGGACAACACCCUGCAGCAGGUUCCAUACAACUCAUUGGACAACCUUGCUAACAAGAUGUUCAAGUUCUCUUAUAGUGAUUUGCCUAAUGAAUACAAGUCCUGCUUGCUGUACCUAGCUAUUUUCCCUCGGCGACAACAUAUCAGGCGGUCAACCUUGAUAGGACGGUGGGUUGUAGAAGGGCUCAUUACCAAGGAAGACUGGGCCAGUUCUGUCCGUCAUGCCAAUCGAUGUUUUGAUGUGCUCGUCAAUCGCUGGCUUAUUUAUCCUGUUGAUAUUGGUGCUACAGGAAAGAUAAAGAGUUUUGUGAUUGGUGAUCUAAUUCAUGCAUUCAUUACCAAGAUUGCCAGGAAACGGCGCAUUGUGGAAACACGCCUCUCACAUCACUUGGCUCACUACUUCUCCAUUUUCAACGAUCUCCGACUGCGCGGCUCUGAUAGAAUCGACAGAUUUUUUGAAAAGCUCUACGAAGAAUCUUCUCGAGUAUCCCUGAUCAAGGUGCUAGAUCUCGAAGGUUGUCAAUGCUUUGGUGGGAAGAACCAGCGUUAUCUCAAGGACAUCUUUAGCACAAUGUUACUGCUAAAGUAUCUGAGUCUGAGGGGAACAAAUGUGACCCAGCUUCCCAGUGAAAUCAACAACCUCCGUGAGCUGGAAGUAUUGGAUAUCCGAGAGACCAAUGUGCCUGCAGAUGCAACAGUAAAUGUCCUACUCCUGAAGUUGAAGCGUUUGCUGGCCGGUCAUGUUGUUCUGAACUCAGGGGCAAGCAGUACUGAACUAUCUAGUGUUGAGGUCCCUGACAAGAUUGAAAAAAUGUUAAACAUGGAGGUAUUGUCCAAUGUCAAGGCACGAAAUAGACAAGAUUUGAAAGAUAUUGGAAAGUUGUGGCAGCUGAGGAAGCUUGGUGUGGUUAUUGAACAUAAGGACUCACACAUCAGGAAUGUGCUUCGAGCUAUCAGUGACCUGCAUGACUGCCUCCGGUCUCUGUCAAUCACUCUUCCCGUAACAGAACAUGACCAUUCCAACAAUGAAGAAUUUACACCUAAUGAUCUCAAAUACAUGGUACACCCUCCCAAGCUUCUUGAGAGCCUAAGCAUUACUGGAACUACACAAAGGGGGCAACUUCUUCGACAGCUGACCAAUGGUAGUGAGGAACUCAAACUUGCCAAAGUAACUCUAACUAGAACCAAGCUGAAGCAAUCUGAUCUCGAGGUCCUCGCCAAGCUUCCCAACAUAGUCUGUCUUAGGCUCCGUGACAAGGCAUGCAUGGAUAGCAAGCUCACCUUCAGCAAGGAAGAAUUCAAAAAUCUCAAGUGCUUUCUUGUUGAGGAUCCCAACAUAACUGAGAUCAACUUUAAAGGUGGAGCUCUUAAACUUGAGAAGAUCAUUCUGUCCUCCACUCAUGGCCUGCAGUCUCUUCCUGGAGUCAAAGGCCUACCGGAACUAAAGGAAGUCGAGUUGAAGAAUGGCAAUAAGCUUUCAUUAUUUGAAAAGGCCAAAAACAUAUCCAAGGUGACAUUUCUUUGUACCACUCUCAUUGAAGAUGAGGUACAAAUUAUCGCCAAGACGACAAGCAUCCGCUGCCUAGUACUCAAGGAGAAUUUGUAUGCCGAAAACAAUCUUACUUUCAAGAAAGACAACUUACCAUUGCUCAAUCUUCUUAUCAUCGACUUUUCUGUCACCACCAAGAUCAGUUUCGAUGAUGGGUCUGCUCCCAAGCUCGAGAAAAUUGUGUGCUCCUUCACUGCGAAGCUCGAGAAAAUUGACCGCUCCUUCACCAAGGAAACGGUGGGUACUCUCAACAUCUCCGGCAUUGACAAACUUCCAAAACUUAAGGAGCUCGAGUUCAAUGGUGAUUUUGUCCCCGGUGAGUUGGAGGAAGCAGUGAAGAAACACAAGAACAAUCCCAAGCUUAUACACAACAAACUAGAAAAACAAUACCAAGAAGCGGGAAACAUAGCAGAAAAGAAAGAUGCUCGAAGAUUCCCAUUAUUCUGGAAGAAAUAGGAUUGAGGAACGCUUCCUGUCAUCCAUUCAUCAUUUACUCCCAUCCCAUGGUGUGGUUUGUGUGUGCUCUUUGGUUUGCCAUUGUGUGUUUCCUCUGUCCACUGCGCAUGCGUGGGCAUGUAUAUUGUACUCCCUCGGUGAAGAAAUAUAAGAGUGUUUAGAUCACUACUUUACUGAUCUAAACACCCUUAUAUUCCUUUACAGAGGGAGUACAUCUAUGUAUCUGGAUUGAAAGUGUAUGUCCCUGCUACUUAUUCUACGUGUGUGUGUUUUGUAACUAAAGAUUGAGCCUACGUAAUGGUGUGUACAUGUGUGGCUUGUAAGGCUGUAACUAAGAUUGGGCAUAUGUAAAGGUGUGAGGUGUGUACAUGUGUGCCCUGUAACUAAGAAUA
Molecule: messenger RNA, 4636 nt
Organism: Aegilops tauschii subsp. strangulata
Lineage: Eukaryota; Viridiplantae; Streptophyta; Magnoliopsida; Poales; Poaceae
Biological process (GO): defense response to other organism
Source: RefSeq, a predicted model, not a curated record